Molecule: messenger RNA, 1135 nt
Organism: Meloidogyne enterolobii
Lineage: Eukaryota; Metazoa; Nematoda; Chromadorea; Rhabditida; Meloidogynidae
Source: the annotation of a GenBank genome assembly
UGGGACAAAUACUGCCGCCCAAUCUACCGCUGACAGUUUUUCCAACAACGGGAGAAAGUUUUUCCAACUAUUAAGGAUGUUGUUACAAUUAGGAAUAAAUCGGAGAGGUUGUUCCAAUGACAGGAGAAGUUGUUUCAACUAUAGGAUAAGUUGUUCGACCAACGGGGAAGUUGAUCCGAGAACUGGGAAAUUCUGUUCCAAAAACGUGAAGUUGUUCCAAUCAAGGUUUUGACAGAAAUGACGAAGUUGCAGGAAAUAGAAACUGUCGGAACUUAGAAAUUUUUGCAAAAUUUAAGAGCUUGGAAAUUGGAAGAAAAAACUUCGGAAAUCGGAAGUUCCAACAAAGUAAAGGUGUUCCAUAAACGGGGGAAGUUGCUUAGCAUAGAGGAAUGUCGACGGUAAUCUGGGAGCGAGGUAGGUUGGGAGGCGGUAGGUUUGGGUGUACCCAAGUUUUUGUAAGUUCAGACGGUCAAGAAGGCAGAAUUCCCCAUUUUAAUGAAAAAAAGAUAUAAGUAGAAAUGUUAAAAAAAUAUCGAAGGUAAUCGAAAAUGAAAAUUUUUAAAAUCGAAAUUUUGGUAUAACAUAAAAAUACAUAUUAGAAAUUUUAAUAAAAAUAUAUAUUUGUUAGGAUAAAGAAGGUUCAAAUCCAUCCAUGGAUAUUGCAUAUAGAAUUGUGACAGUCCUUUUUUAUUUAAGUACACCAGAAAAGGGUGGAUAUACAGUUUUAAAUAAUGUAAAAACAAUUGCUAAAUCAACUAAGCAUGAUGCUCUUUUUUGGCAUGCAUCUUGCCCUGUUUUGCUUGGCGAAAAAUGGUUCAUGAUUUCGUGGAUACGCGAAAUAGGGCAAGAAUUUUUUCGUCCUUGUGGUUUAGAUCCAUCAAUACAAGAACGCUAUGUUGGUGAUUUGGGAGGCCCAGAACCUAAAAAUUAUCCAAAUUUAUCACCAUAUUGUAAAGAAGGAGUAUAUUGUGAAUGAAAAUAAUUGUGAUAUUUAUUUAUUGUGAUAUUUUAAAAUAUUUUAGUUAUGAAUUUUUAUUAAUUUUUUAUGUUUAUUUUUUUGAUCUACAUCUAGAGGAAGUUUAUUUUAGAGAGGUGGGGCUUAUUUGGAGGUGUGGGGCUUAUUUGGAGGAGGGGG